Messenger RNA from Nematolebias whitei (Rio pearlfish), 659 nucleotides. RefSeq names its product kinetochore localized astrin (SPAG5) binding protein (gene knstrn). Gene Ontology annotation, biological process: regulation of attachment of spindle microtubules to kinetochore; spindle organization; mitotic sister chromatid segregation. NCBI's taxonomy places the organism in Eukaryota, Metazoa, Chordata, Actinopteri, Cyprinodontiformes, Rivulidae. Gene Ontology annotation, cellular component: centriolar satellite; microtubule plus-end; kinetochore. The record is from RefSeq and is a predicted model, not a curated record.
ACACCGGAAAAGCUCACACAGGGCGGGGCGUUUUUAAAAAAUUGUGGACUGUUGAUGACUCUCCUAUUUCAGGCGUCUUUAUUUUUGUUGGUAUCAUCUUGUUUGUGAAGAAGAAGAAAAAAUGUCUUCAAAAAUUCCAAGAGCACCACACUUGCCGGUACUUGCAGAAACAAAGAAAAACGUCCAAAAACAGGAACCCAAAGACGCGGCAGCACAACCUACAGCAGCCAACACUGUCCACAAACCGGAGGGGAUCCUUAAGGGACAAAAGGAAAAUAUGCCAAAGAAAAAUGUUGCUCCUAAAAUUCACAAAGGGAUCUCGACCAGGUACGGGCAACAGGCUGAGCUGAAGGAACAAAAUCAGCACCUGAUGGGCGUUAAUGAGGGGCUACAGAAAAACCUGUCUGAGACGCAGCAAAGAGUUACAGAGCUGGAGCUACAAAUCAGCAAACUUCAAAAUGAGAACUUAGAGAUGAAGAAAAACUUACACGACUGUCACGUUCUUCUCGUUUCAGCCAAAAUAGAUCCAGGAAAUCCAGACAAUGAUGGAGGACAUCUCUAAAACACGACAAGUCAUGAAGCGGGAACAGGAGAGCUUCUCACAGCAGGCGGCUGAAAUGGAGAACGCUCUAAAAGAAGCAGAAACUCUUUUACAGUAA